Rhododendron vialii is the source of this 3490-nucleotide messenger RNA. Its product is annotated as receptor-like protein 6. Gene Ontology annotation, molecular function: protein binding. The record is from RefSeq and is a predicted model, not a curated record. The transcript is spliced from 3 exons. NCBI's taxonomy places the organism in Eukaryota, Viridiplantae, Streptophyta, Magnoliopsida, Ericales, Ericaceae. Bases 1245 to 3140 code for a protein of 631 amino acids.
UUAGAUACGGAGUGAGGGACCAGGGACAGGUCUUGACUUACAAAUUAAGGGAUUUGAUUUUGGGCCUACCACAAAGAUUGCAAUAGAAGGGGUCAACUCAUCUCGAUCUGUGGACUUUUCCAUUGUGUGGGCUAUCACGGCAGAUGAGUCCCAACACCCAACUAUAAAAGAACAUCAAAGGCAGCAAGCUUUCUCAUCCAAGAUUUGCCAUUAUGCCCUGAAAAUGAGAGCAGAGCCUUGCUGCAGUUCAAGCAUAAUUUUGUCAUCGACAAGUCUGCUUCUUUUGACACUUCUGCUUACCCAAAACUUGAAUCAUGGCAGCUACUUGAUGGAAAGAGCAACGGUUGCUGCUCAUGGGAUGGCGUCGAGUGUGACCACGACACCGGUCAUGUGAUCGGUCUCGACCUCAGUAGUAGCUUUCUCUACGGUUCUAUUAACUCCAACAGCAGCCUAUUUGCCCUUGUCCACCUUCGUAGCCUAAACCUUGCCGAUAAUAGGUUUAAUUUCUCUGAAAUACCGUCCAGAAUUGGAAAUCUUUCGGGGCUAACAAGUCUCAAUCUAUCCAACUCUGAAUUUUUUGGUCAGAUUCCUUCAGAAAUCUCAUCUCUUUCCAAAUUGGUUAUCCUGGAUCUUUCACUUAAAAUGGAUUGGUAUUCUGAAAGUCUUUUGAAACUUGAAAAACCCAGUCUAAGAGACCUAGUUCAAAAUCUAACCUACCUGAAAGUUCUUGACCUUUCUAUGGUGAACAUAUCUUCUUCAGUGCCAAGUGUCAUGUCAAAUAUAUCCUCUUUGACAACUCUUUAUCUUGUAAGUUGUUCAUUGUAUGGUGAAUUUCCAAUGGACAUUUUUCAUCUACCAAAAUUGCAGAUUCUUGAGGCAGCUUCGAACGAAAAUCUCAACGGCUCUCUACCUGAAUUUCAAAGUAGCAGUCGCCUUAAGGCAUUGAGUAUCUGGGGCACGGGCUUGUACGGUAAGCUCCCAGAUUCAAUUGGUAUACUUGAAUCCUUACUUAAUUUGGGUUUGAGUCGAACUAGUUUAUCUGGGACGCUUCCAUCUUCUUUGGGCAAUCUAACUCGGCUCACUGACCUGUCCCUUUAUGCGUGCAAGUUUAGUGGCCAGAUUCCUUCGUCGUUGGCAAACCUAUCACAACUAACUAAGUUUCAAAUAGGCAACAACGACUUUGACGCAGGACCACUUCCUUUACCGCCAGGGAAGCUACUCAAACUCACUUGUAUGCACCCAGAAUGAAUUUACAAGGUGAGAUCCCACUGUCGCUUGCAAACCUGACCCAACUUUCAUAUUUAUUCAUUAGCGAAAACAACCUGGUCGGUAAAAUUCCAUCUUGGUUCAUGAACCUCACCCAAUUAACAUUUCUAGAACUUGCAGUGAAUCACUUUCAUGGCACAAUUCCUAGAUCAAUCACUCAACUCAAGCGUCUUGAUUAUUUGAGUCUUUAUUCUAACAGCUUCACUGGUAUAGUGGAGCUAGACAUGUUUAUGAAACUCCCAUACCUGGUCUCAUUGCUAUUAGAGGACAACGAUCUAACAGUGCUCGACAAAAAUAGUACCAAUGGUACUCAUCCAAAGCUUGAAAUUCUAGGAUUGGGGUCAUGCAACUUAGUCGAGUUCCCUGGCAUUCUACGAUUUCAAGAUAAAUUGCAGAUGUUAAUUCUUAACAAUAAUAAAUUUCAAGGCAAAAUACCAACAUGGGUUUGGAACUCGAGUAAAGAAACAAUGGAAAUUGUCGACCUUCACCAGAACUUUCUAACAGGCUUUGACCAGCAGCCGGCUAUUGUCCCAUGGCCUUUUCUAAAAUAUUUUGACUUCAAGUCUAACAAGUUUCAAGGAUUGCUUCCUAUUCCACCACCAAGCAUUGUUAUUUAUGAUGCUCACGAUAAUGCAUUGACGGGAGCAAUUCCACAGUCAAUAUGCCACAAGAAUUCUCUCCGUCUGCUUGAUUUGUCCAACAACAAUUUAAAUGGCACAAUACCUCCAUGUUUGGUCAGUUCCAACGAGGAUCUUCUCAUGUUGAAUCUAAGUUACAAUAGUUUCCACGGAAAUAUUCCUUCAACAUUCACAGUGAAUAGCCAAUUGGUGAUGAUUGAUUUAGGUCAAAAUCAGCUAAAGGGGCCGGUGCCGAAAUCAUUGGCAAAUUGCGUAAUGCUGGAGUGUCUCAUUCUUCAGAAUAAUCAGAUUGAAGAUACUUUCCCCUCUUGGUUGGGAGCUCUUCCUAAGUUAGAGCUUCUUUUUCUAGGAUCAAACAAAUUCCAUGGCAAUAUUGGGAAUCCCAAAAACAAUUCUACGUUUCCAAAGUUGCGGAUAGUUGACCUCUCUGGCAAUUGCUUUUCAGGCAAUUUACCAACAGAUUACAUCCGUAACUGGAAUGAAAUGAAAAUGAUCAACAAAGGAAAGUUGACAUAUAUGCAUGCAAUUCCAAUUGUUCAAUAUAAGACACUUGCCGGUCCAACAACUCAUGAGGCACAAUUCUGGCAGUGGAGUAUAACUUAUGAGUUCUCAAUGAAAGUGGUCAACAAAGGGACAAAAAGGAUAUAUGAGAGGAUUCAAAGUGCCUUGGUGGUGGUUGAUCUAUCAAGCAACACAUUCGUUGGGGAAAUUCCAGAAUCCUUUGGAAGUCUCAGUGGGCUUCAAUCUCUAAACAUUUCCAACAACAAACUUACUGGCACUAUCCCAGCAUCGUUGGCGAAAUUGACAGAAUUGGAGUCGUUGGACCUAGCCCAAAACCUGCUCUCUGGACAGAUCCCCGGGGAAUUGACCCAACUCACUUUCCUAUCAUUCUUAAAUGUUUCUCAUAAUCGACUCACUGGCCCUGUACCUCAAGGGAAACAAUUUGAUACAUUCGAAAAUAGUUCAUAUGAUGGAAAUUUGGGAUUGUGUGGUGUCCCAUUGUCGAAGUCAUGCAAAAAUUCAAUGACCGCUCCGCCUCUAUUUCGAGGUCACGAUCUUGAGUUUUCGAGAGGUACUUAUUUGAUGGUCAUAGCCUUGGGAUAUGGAAGUGGGCUAGUUGUUGGGCUGGUUGUUGGGAUAACUCUGACGAGGAGGUAUCACGAAUGGUUUGUCGAGACCUUUGGGAGGGGAAAGAAGAUUCAGAAGAAGCAGAAAAGGAAGGGCCGAAGAACCUAAUUGUUGGCAAUGAAGUUAUGGGUUCUUUCUUCAGUACUUACUUUUGUGCUUGUUCUCCCAUCUUGGCUAGAAGUUCUGUCCAUAAAAGGGCCAGGUGUUGAGGAUAUGCAGGUUUUAGCAGUGAAUAGUUGCAGUAUUGUAAGCUUUCUAAGAGAGACCUUCCUGGAGCUUUGUUCUUGCUUGCUUUUGUCUUUCUAUUACUCAUGGUCUUGUCAUGUAUCGCUUAUGUACGAUUUGCAUAUGUAGUAUCUGUUCUUAGAUGAUUAGUAUGGACUGUUGUACUAGGAACUCUCCACCUGUUUUUAUUGCAAAAGACAGUGAAAUGCCAAUAUCCUGAAAAGCUUCUGCAA